UGAAGGAUCAAGAUUUUGUGAGAGUGUGAGUUUCGUGAUUACUUAAACCCUAGUAUUUCUAAUUUCUUCGACGUUUCUCUUCAAAACCCUAGUUAGCCUCUUUUUGUCUCCCCUGCAAUCAACGGCACCCCCCACAAAAAUGACAGGAGAGACAGUGAACCCAAAAGCUUACCCUUUGGCCGAUGCGCAACUCGCAAUAACAAUCUUGGAUCUUGUGCAACAAGCUGCCAACUACAAGCAACUAAAAAAGGGUGCUAAUGAAGCGACUAAGACACUGAACAGAGGCAUUUCUGAGUUCGUUGUGAUGGCCGCAGACACUGAGCCUCUUGAGAUUCUUCUCCAUCUUCCUCUCCUUGCUGAGGAUAAGAAUGUUCCCUAUGUAUUCGUUCCAUCAAAACAAGCACUUGGGCGAGCAUGUGGAGUCACACGGCCAGUGAUUGCAUGUUCUGUAACAACUAAUGAAGGAAGUCAACUCAAAUCCCAAAUUCAGCAACUAAAGGAUGCUAUUGAGAAGCUGUUAAUUUGAAAAUUUGAUAUUCGGUAUGACGGGCUUCUUGAGAGGCUUUGACUGGACCAGAUGUUGUAUUCAACAGACAAAGGUGUUUUAUGUGUAAACCUACAUUUAUAUUUACUUUUGCCGCGAAGGAUUGUUUGAAAGUAAUUUUGAAGUUAGCUCGCCGUUGUUAUUAAUUACACUUCUGUUAUAACUUAUAAAUUGUUCAAUGCUAUGCAUGUGGGGUGCUGUUAGGAAAAUUUAAACUUAUCUUGUUCUUUUUGGAUAAA
This is a messenger RNA of Glycine soja, 783 nucleotides long. Its product is annotated as NHP2-like protein 1. NCBI's taxonomy places the organism in Eukaryota, Viridiplantae, Streptophyta, Magnoliopsida, Fabales, Fabaceae. The record is from RefSeq and is a predicted model, not a curated record. The transcript is spliced from 5 exons. The coding region runs from base 140 to 526 and encodes 128 amino acids. Gene Ontology annotation, biological process: ribosome biogenesis; mRNA splicing, via spliceosome; maturation of SSU-rRNA. Gene Ontology annotation, cellular component: precatalytic spliceosome; box C/D methylation guide snoRNP complex; nucleolus. Gene Ontology annotation, molecular function: RNA binding.